This is a messenger RNA of Episyrphus balteatus (marmalade hoverfly), 645 nucleotides long. RefSeq names its product partner of bursicon (gene Pburs). Gene Ontology annotation, molecular function: G protein-coupled receptor binding; neuropeptide hormone activity. The record is from RefSeq and is a predicted model, not a curated record. Gene Ontology annotation, biological process: G protein-coupled receptor signaling pathway. Bases 175 to 615 code for a protein of 146 amino acids. Lineage: Eukaryota; Metazoa; Arthropoda; Insecta; Diptera; Syrphidae. Gene Ontology annotation, cellular component: extracellular region; bursicon neuropeptide hormone complex. The transcript has 2 exons.
AUACCCGUCGCUAUAUAAAAGUGUUUAGAACCACACAAAGGUCCUUCAGUGACACUUUGAGAGAGCAAUCAUCAACAUAUUCCCUCUAUCUCAAAAACGCGCUCCAUUCGAUUGUGGUCAUUCGCCCCAGCUUAACUUAAAAAAAAAUAUCAAAAACACAACAAAAAAAAAGUUAUGGUUAAGAGUUUACUUUUCAUUCGAAACGUGGCCUUAUUCCUUCUUACCCUGCCACAAUUCAGCCAAAGCCUACGCUAUUCGGGCCAGGGCAAUGGCGAUGAAAAUUGCGAAACUCUUCAGUCGGAAAUCCAUAUCAUCAAAGAGGAAUUCGAUGAGCUUGGCCGAAUGCAGCGAACCUGCAACGCUGACAUAAUGGUCAAUAAAUGCGAGGGUUUGUGUAACAGUCAAGUGCAGCCAUCUGUAAUCACGCCUACAGGCUUUUUGAAGGAAUGCUAUUGCUGUCGUGAAAGCUACUUGAGGGAGAAAGUCAUCACCCUAACCCAUUGCUAUGAUCCCGAUGGCACUCGACUCAAUGAUCCUGGAACAGCCACCAUGGAUGUCCUUUUGCGUGAGCCGACCGACUGCAAGUGCUUCAAGUGCGGUGACUACACAAGAUAAUUGAAUUUGUUUGUUAAAAUAAAAUUGAUU